UUUUAGAUUUUUUUUAGUAAACAAUAAAUACUUGAUUUUGAAACAAAUGUUAAAUAAUUGAUUAAAUUAUUGUCAAUUUGAUGCCAAUUAUGGCUGCGUUUGGUUUGAACGGCAAAUGUGUCCGACUUGUGGCCAACAGUUGGACCCGAUUUCAAUGCAAACGACACUUAUUUGGUCUGAAACGAUCAAAACCCGGGAUUUAUGUCUUAUUUCCUGAUAUACCGUCGGACACAUCCGAGACCAACGAGUUGUUGCGUAUACCGAUUAACGACUCUGUGACCAACUUUUCAAAACUUUCGGCCGAAAAAUGUGUGAAAGCGAUAUCAAAGAUGUCCAUUGAGUUUGAGUGGUGUAUCAACUCUUUAGAGCAAAGAUUUGAUGAAAAAAAUUUUGACAUAUCUUUGGAUGAAACGAUACAACAAAUUGAAGACCGAUUGGUUUCAUUAGAUUACGGAUUGUCUACAUUGAGGACAUUGAAGAAUGUCGACAAAAAUACAUUUGGUUUUAAGUAUUUCAAUCAAUUCUUCAGCAGAAUUCAAGAGCUAAAAAUCCGACGUUUUCUAAGUCAACCCAUUUAUUACUAUAUGCGUGAAAUCAAUUCAAACAGAGAUAAACUUAAUAAUCAACAGAAGAAGAUUGUGGAUAAGUAUCUCUUGGAGUCCAAACUUUUUGGAGCCAAUCUAUCGACAAAUGAAUUGUCGGCAUUAAAUGAAAUACAUAAAGAAUUGUCAGAAGAAAAAACAAAAUAUAAAUACAAUUUAACCGAAGCCACCAAACGAUUUAGUCAUGCGAUCGAUGAUCCGGCGCUGUUGCAGGUCUUACCCGAUGAACUGAUUGCUUCAAUUGGCAGUCACAGCAACGCCACCGUAACAUUGCAUUCAUCAGUAUUUAAUCCAUUUAUGGAGUACUGUCCGGACAGACUGUUGCGAUGGAAUUUGUGGAUCGCUUAUAAUUCUCGCGGAUCACCUCUUAAUGACAGCCGACUAAGUAAUAGUGUUUGUAUUGAAAAAAUUAGAGGAUUACGUCGUAAUGAGGCACAAGUUCUUGGAUAUGACAACUAUGUUGAGCUCUCGAUGGAGACCAAAAUGGCUCGAAAUUUAGAGAAUGUUAAGAAUUUUAUAACAACUCUUCACUCGAAAAGUAAAUUAGCAUUUGAUGCAAAUCUUAAAGAGUUGAAUGAAUUUGCCCGAAACAGUGGUAGCUUUGAUGCCGAUAAAGUAGAGCUCUGGGAUCUACCGUAUUGGCAAAGAAAACUAUUAAAAUCUACGUAUGAUAUUGAAGACACAACUGUUAAACAAUAUUUUACAACUGAUUCUGUAUUUAAUGGUUUGUUUAAUUUGGCCGAACGUUUGUUUAAUAUUAAGAUUGAAGAAGUUAUGAAACCACAGUUUAAUGGAUGGCAUGAAGACGUCCGACUUUUUAGAAUAUUAUCGCCAAAUACUGGAAUUGUGGCCUCAUUUUUAUUGGAUCCAUAUUCCAGACUAAAUUCUAAGAAAAAUAUGUCUUAUGUAGAGUUAGCUCUCAAUCACUGUCACUCCCAACAAACCAAACCGAUGUCUUUCUUUAUUACAAAUUUUGACAAACCUUUAGUUAAGGGACAGUCGACUCAAUUAUCGUUCUCUCAAAUUAUAAUAUUAUUCAAACAGUUUGGUCUUAUUUUGCAAAAUUCUUUAACUGACAUAAAAUAUAAUGAAAUCAGUGGUUUAGCAAACCUUGAGUGGGAUGUCAUUCAUUUUAUGUCUGAAUUCUUUGCUCUCUGGCCUUUGAAUUCAUAUGCAGUCAUAUCUUCGUGCAGUAGUCAUGUGACCGAUGGCUCGCCAUUUCCUGAACAAGAGUUUGACAAAAUAAGAAAAGCUCACUAUCAUUUUGCUUCAUUUGAUUUUAAACAUGAAAUUUACAAAAUGACUCUCGACUUAGCUCUAUAUUCAAGUAAAGAGUUUUGGUUAAACAUAAAGGAUGAAGUUUGGGACGAAUAUAUGACACCAUUCACUAGAGAUAAACUGGAUACUCAUCCCUGUUCUUUCAAAGCUAUAUUCUCUGAUGAAUUUCCUGCCGCUUACUACACACAUAAGUGGGCUCAGAUGUUAGCUUCAGACACAUUUCAAGCAUUUCAAGACUCAGGACUUGACGAUCAAAACGUUAUCACCAAAGUGGGCGACCGUUUUAAGGAGGCGUUUCUUAUUCAAGGCAAUAGUUAUAAUAGCGAAGAGAGAUUUAGAAAAUUUUUAGGAAGAGAUCCAUCUCCUGACGCACUUCUCAAGAUUAAUGGUUUAUAUGGCCACCAAUCACAUCAUAAACGAGAUCAUACUAUCGGCAAUGAUAAAGUAAAUAUCAGCGAAAAAUCAAAAAUUAUUUAAUUUUCAACUA
Molecule: messenger RNA, 2367 nt
Organism: Oppia nitens
Lineage: Eukaryota; Metazoa; Arthropoda; Arachnida; Sarcoptiformes; Oppiidae
Exons: 7
Coding region: 81-2357 (758 amino acids)
Biological process (GO): peptide metabolic process; proteolysis
Molecular function (GO): metalloendopeptidase activity
Source: RefSeq, a predicted model, not a curated record